Molecule: messenger RNA, 2452 nt
Organism: Exaiptasia diaphana
Lineage: Eukaryota; Metazoa; Cnidaria; Anthozoa; Actiniaria; Aiptasiidae
Product: E3 ubiquitin-protein ligase TRIM71-like
Exons: 1
Coding region: 21-2351 (776 amino acids)
Molecular function (GO): protein binding; zinc ion binding
Source: RefSeq, a predicted model, not a curated record
CGUCGCGACAAACUCAAAAAAUGACGACUAUUUUAGCCAAUCAGAAUCCACUCCCUCCCUUGAUUGAGCCCAGCCCCUCUCAACUUCAUACAAACAAAAUGGCGACUAGAGACUCAUAUUGCGAGACGGAAUCCGUUUACGACAGUCAAGAAACCAUAAACUGUCCAAUAUGCUCGCGGCCUUUCCAAUCUCCUAAGGUUCUGCCAUGUUUACAUGUUUUCUGUGCUGAGUGUGUCCAGGAGUUGGUCAGAGUUCGCCAUGGCCAAGCAUUCUUGCAGUGUCCAAAAUGCCCUAAAAGUAUUGAAAUCCCCGCACCUUACACCGCUGACACUCUUCCACCAUCGCUUCAUCAUCGAAGGYUGCUGGAUUUAAGACUGUUAGAGAAUCCUCAACACUCGUCUUCUAGCUGCGGUAGUUGUAAUGUUCGGGCUUCGGUUGUAUGCUAUUGUUUUCAAUGCGCGGAGUUCCUAUGCACGGAAUGYCUUAACGCUCAUCACUUGGUGAAGAUCUUAAAGGAGCACCGAACWGUUCGUUUGAAUAAAUUCCAACCUAAAGAUGUGAGGGAUUUAUUAAGAAAACCUCUACGAUGYYCAGUACAAACACACGAYGAACAAACGUUUGAAUUUCUGUGCAACGAAUGCAAUUUAUGUAUUUGCGAGAAAUGCGCAAUUUCAAGCCAUCAAGGUCAUGAAUUUGUUCCUCUUGCUGCUGCUUCAGAGAAGAAGAAGCCUCACUUUAUCGAUGGCAUUAAAAAACUCAAACUAAAGUUUCCUGUUUGUGAGAGGCAAAUUAAACGAGCCAAUGAAGCGAUAUUAAUACUUGAGCGCAGUAUUAACAGCGUCAGACGAGAGAUACAGAAAAGAAUUGAAUCUUUAAUCGAAAUAUUAAAAAAUCAUGAGAUGAAAAUGAUGGCAAAGCUAGAUAACAUUCACAAAGAACAAAGCAGGAAAUUUUCUGCUCAAAGAAAACACUUUGAGAUCCAAAAGAGUCAAAUGAACGAGUGCAUUGAGUUUUGUCAGUCUGUACUUGAAAGAAAUCUAGACACUGAAAUUGUUCAAACAUUUCCUUUUGUAACAAGACGUUUUGACGAAAUGGACAAAGCCAUACAAGAAUCAACCGCYAAAUCUSCCGAGGUGGUGACAGUGUCUUACAUUGUUGAUAACACAGUKGACGAGACCAUCCAGUCAAGCAAAUUAGGCGGGGUUCACGUGAGUAUUACUGAUAUAGAGUGCUCAACACUUGAAGGGCGUGGUCUACACGAGGGGUAUCCCAACUUUUUGUCACAAUUCACUGUCGUUACAGGCAGCUCAUCGGGAAGAAUGUGUUACGCUAAGGGGGAUCGCGUGACAGUUCAGGUUUGCGGUCCACAAGGAAAAUUGAUCAAUACCGAGAUCGACGACCGCAAAGACGGACGCUAUGUUGUUAGUUUUACCCCUAGAGACAUGGGAAGUCACGACAUAUCAGUGACUAUCAAUGAUAAAACACUUAAAGGAAGCCCUUUUCACUUGGAGGUCAGUGAAAGAUACAAACUUCUUGACAUCUUUGGUUCAACUGGAGCGAGCGAUCAAAUGUUCCAACAGCCACGUGCAAUAGCUACGAGUAGCUGCGGCGAGCUUGCGGUUGCAGACAGUGGUAAUCACAGAGUCCAACUGUUCGACUGUCAAAGGAAACAGCCUAAGCAUCUCCGCCAUUUUGGAUCUCAGGGAAGUCAAAAGGGUGGGAUGAAAUGGCCAUCGGGCGUGGCGUUUGAUUCUGAGAACAACAUCUUAGUUUCUGACACGGAGAACAAUCGUAUUCAAAUCUUUUCUAAAGAUCGUGACAUCGCUCUCUCGUUUGGUCAAAACGAAGUGGAAAACCCUCAAGGAAUCUGUGUGACAGAGAAAGGACAGAUCGCUGUGUGCGCUGGAGGACAAAACCCUGGAGUCAAACUGUUUACAGAAAAUGGAAAAUUCCUGCGUCAUUUUAAUCAUGUUGAGAAUGGUCGGUUGCCCGCUUACAUCACGUAUGAAACAGGACGGUACUUUGUAUCGUAUUCUGACGGGAACGUUGUGAAAGUGUUUGACGAGAACGGUAUAUUCUUGUAUAACAUACAACUGACAGACAACGAUCCUACCGCCGAACACAGACCGCGUGGACUCACUAUCGACCGCGAUCAUAACUUACUGGUCAGUGAUUGCAAAGGUCUUGGUAUUCAAAUAUUUUCUUUGGAUGGUAAAUUUAUAAGCAAGUUUGGGGAGGAGCCGGAGAAGUUUGGACUUUGUCGGUAUGUAGAUGUGGCCGUAACGGAUGAUGGAAGACUGUUUGUUCUUCAAGACUAUGGCUUUAGUAAUAGAAUACGUAUUUUUCAUUAAUGUUGGUUCCAACGGGGCGGUUUCAAGAGUAAAUUUAUCACAAACUAUUAACAAUACAUACGUGCAGCACUUUCAAUUAAUUAUCGUUUAGUAAUCUGUUU